Folsomia candida is the source of this 1310-nucleotide messenger RNA. It is a transcript of the gene mRpL46, whose product is annotated as 39S ribosomal protein L46, mitochondrial. Gene Ontology annotation, cellular component: mitochondrial large ribosomal subunit. Gene Ontology annotation, molecular function: structural constituent of ribosome. The record is from RefSeq and is a predicted model, not a curated record. Lineage: Eukaryota; Metazoa; Arthropoda; Collembola; Entomobryomorpha; Isotomidae. The transcript has 7 exons. The coding region runs from base 238 to 1149 and encodes 303 amino acids.
CUAUUUAAUACUCGUCUCAUUCUCAUGCAGUCCGCGAACCUGCUGCGGUGGAAUUCUGCUGCUGGGUUUUUUUUUACAGGGCACUUUAUGAAAAUCGGUUAAAUAUAGUUUAAUUUUCAUUAAUUAAGAGUUAAAAUUUCGGAGAUAAGAGGAUAACUGAUAAUUUGUGGAACUUCGUGGACAGCGGAAAUUGAAAAUCUACACGAAAGUGGAAACCUUGUUAUUGCGAUUUUAAAAAUGAGUCUGACGGUGCGAACAUUUAGCUGUUACUUGUUACGGAAGAGUUCAAGACAAUUAUCAAGCCGGUUUCUAUCUACGUCGUCUAUAUCAUCUCAAUCACAGUUUUCUUCUCCGUCCAAGUCGCAACUUUCUAAUCAACAAAGCAGUCUACCCCCACUGGCCCCAGAAAAAUGGGAUUUAUAUGCUGGAGUCGUUCUAGAAAGAAAGCCUGUCCUCACACCGGAAAUGACACCCCUAGAGAAAGAAUAUUCCACCCUUUUGUCGAAAUACGAGUUUGAGCUGAGCAAAAAAAGUAGUCACGAAGUUAGGAAGGAGAAAGACUCGAAAACUAUUGAGAAAAUCAAAUCCGGUGAAAUUGACGUUGAUCAAGCUGCCUCAAUCACUGCACAAGAUGAGGAAGACUUAUGGCUGGCUGAACUCAACCAAUUUAAGUUUUCUAGCCGAAAAACUGACGCGGAUAAGAACAAUGACCAAAAAUCUUUACAACGAGCUUUGGAUUCUCACCUGCUUUUGCUGAUUGAGCAGAAAUUAGGCAACGACUAUAAGUGGAUUUGUCCUCAAGGAAUAUGGCGAGAUGGAGAAACAAUGCGACAAACCGCUGAUCGAGUACUGAAAGAAGUUUGUCCUGAAAUCAAGGCCAAAGUGUUAGGAAAUGCACCGUGGGGAUUUUACAAAUAUAAGUACCCUAAACGCUCUGUAACAUCUCAACAUCUUUCAUCAGUUGGAGCUAAAAUCUUCUUUUUCAAAGCUCAAGUCAUCUCGGGAGAAAUCCAAAAUAAAACGAAAUCAAAGGAUAAGACGACCGAAUACAAAGACCUAGCCUGGCUUACUAGGGAGGAAUUGAUAUCAAAAUUACAGCCAGAGUAUCACAAACAGAUUAGCGAGUUCUUAAUUGACGAAGAAAAUUAGACUCGAUUCGUCGUUAUCAUACAAAGUUUGCGUUGGAUAGGCAUUUGUUUAUAUUUAACGAUAAUAAUAGAAGUUUAUUAAGAUAUUACGUGAUUUGUAUUUUCCUGAGACAUGAAAAUAGUAAUAAUACGAAGUUUGAAUAAACGUACCUUUCCAAUUAA